GUGUUUGUUUAGCUUGACAUUUGCAUGGUACGUACAAGUCCCUGGUGUUGUAAACCCUACUACACUGGCUAGUAGCUUGAGAGUGGAGAGAGACUCUUUAAAGGUCACAGAGAGAGAGAGAGAGAGAGUGUCAGGCUCCGGCAUAUACCUGCAACCAUCACAGUGUUGUUGAUCGAUCAAGAAGCUUUCUGAAGGGUCUUUCUUCUUGUUCAUGGAGGAGAGAAAUGCCAACAGGUUCAUAAACAAAAGAGUUUCCUUCCUUUUCUUCAUGCUAUCAAUUUGUACAAUGAUCUUCAGCACCACUGCAUGUUUAGAUGCAAGCAAGUGUCCCAUGUUUGCCAAAGCUGAUACAGAUCAUCAGAAAUAUGUGGGGACAAUUGGACAUGGCAUGGUGUUUGAAGACAAAACAAGAAUUUCCAUAGAUUGGGCAAGGAAGUUCCUUCGUGGACCCGGGUCAUCUCCUCCCCUAUGCACCUCCAAGUGUGGCAGUUGUACACCGUGCAGACCGGUUCAUGUGACGGUGCCGCCGGGUACUCCGGUGACCGCAGAGUACUACCCGGAAGCAUGGAGGUGCAAGUGUGGCAACAAGCUGAGCAUGCCUUGAAUUCUUCUAUAAAUUUGGCUCCCAAAGUAGAUAAGGGUGAAGUAAAUAAUUUUGGUUGUUGAGGAGAAGAUUAGGUUGAUAUUUUAACACAUUCAUUAUGUGUUAUGCAUAUAUGUAAUCAAUAAUAUUGUAAUCAACAAUUGAGAUUAUUUACUUUACUUUAUAAAGUAGGGGAGAGUGGAAUCAUUUCUUUACAUCAUAUCAUAUAUGAUGAGUAUGUAAUUUUGUUUAGGCAGUUCUUUCUAUGUAGAGACUCCUCUUUAGUUAGUAGUUUUAACUUCAGAGUAUGUUGAUAAUGGAUAUAAA
Molecule: messenger RNA, 910 nt
Organism: Cajanus cajan (pigeon pea)
Lineage: Eukaryota; Viridiplantae; Streptophyta; Magnoliopsida; Fabales; Fabaceae
Product: EPIDERMAL PATTERNING FACTOR-like protein 6
Biological process (GO): guard cell differentiation; stomatal complex development
Source: RefSeq, a predicted model, not a curated record